Messenger RNA from Pyrus x bretschneideri (Chinese white pear), 1619 nucleotides. RefSeq names its product integrin-linked protein kinase 1-like. Gene Ontology annotation, molecular function: protein kinase activity; protein binding; ATP binding. The record is from RefSeq and is a predicted model, not a curated record. Gene Ontology annotation, biological process: protein phosphorylation. Lineage: Eukaryota; Viridiplantae; Streptophyta; Magnoliopsida; Rosales; Rosaceae. Bases 214 to 1449 code for a protein of 411 amino acids. The transcript is spliced from 12 exons.
CUCGUUCUAAAACCCCAGAAACAGACAAUUGACAGACCUUGGAGACUCCGAAACAUCACAAGUGUUCACAUAUAUUUCGAACGUACUAAUUAAUCAGCUGCAUUGUCCCUAAUCCAACUCUUAAUUCCCUUAAAACAAAAAAUAAAAAUCACACUUCUCUAUUUUUUUCUUCCUUUUUUCUGAUUGCUUUCAGAGUUUUUCUUAUUUCAUCUCAUGGAAGAUUGCUUGUCAUCAUCUAAGAAGUCUCAAAAGAUUGUAGGAUUUGAAGGUCCAUACCGGAUGCUAGAUUGUUCGGGCAAGGGUGACAAAGCAGGAGUGGUGCGCGAGCUAGAGAAAGGGGUGGAGCCGAAUUUAGCUGACUAUAAUAAGAGAACAGCUCUUCACUUGGCAUCCUGUGAAGGCCACACUGAGAUUGUUCUUCUGCUUCUUCAGAAAGGUGCUGAUGUGAACUCCACAGAUCGUUGGGGCCGCACUCCACUGUCAGACGCUCGUAGCCUCAGUCAAGAGGCAAUUUGCAAAAUAUUGGAGGCUAAGGGUGGCAUAGAUCCGGUAGGGCUUGAUUCCCAGCUUCCAUGCUAUGAAGUGAAUCACACUGAGGUGAACAUGGAUGAAGCAGCACUUAUUGGAGAGGGAUCAUAUGUUGAGAUUUAUUUAGUGAGGUGGCGCGGUACAGAAGUUGCUGCUAAAACAAUCCGUUCCUCCAUUGCUUCCUAUCCGAAAGUGAAGAAUUUCUUUAUGAAGGAACUCGCUUUGUGGCAAAAUCUUCGCCACCCUAAUAUUGUACAAUUCCUUGGUGUUCUAAAGCACCCUGACCGCUUGAUCUUCCUUUCUGAGUAUCUUUGCAAUGGAAGUUUGCAUGAUAUAUUAAAAAGAAAAGGAAGGCUUGAUCUGCAAACCGUACUUUCUUUUGCUCUAGAUAUCGCUAGAGGUAUGAAUUAUCUUCAUCAGCAUAAACCGCACCCUAUAAUUCAUCGGGGUUUGACACCAAGAAAUGUUUUACAAGAUGGAGCUGGGCGACUCAAGGUCACCGAUUUUGGCUUAAGCAAAAUUGCACAGGAAAAUGAUGUAUCGGGUUAUAAGAUGACUGGACGAACAAGUUCAUAUCGUUAUAUGGCACCUGAGGUUUAUCGUCGAGAAUCAUAUGGAACGAGUAUUGAUAUCUUUUCGUUCGCUCUAAUAGUCCAUGAGAUGUUUCUCGGAGGACCACCUAGUCUGGCAGAGGAUCCGGAAAAAAUUGCAGACAAGCGCGCAUACGAGGAUUCUCGACCACCUCUCUACUCUUAUCUGCACCCCAAACCGAUCAGGACGCUUCUUAAAGCAUGCUGGCACCAGGAUCCAGAUUGCCGGCCAACGUUCGAAGAGAUUAUUUUGCAGCUGGAGGAAAUUCAAGCUGCCUUUCAGGACAAGAUGAAAAUGGGAAACUGUAGUGGUGCUUGUGUCAUCUCAUAAAUGGAAUUUAUGGAAGUCAAAUAUGUCGAGAAAGUUUACUCUUCUUUUGUGGGUGUGUGUAUAUGCAUGUGGCAUUUUAUAUAUAAACUUGUUUACAAGAUUAACAGCUACCAAUUUAUUACUACUUUUACCAUCUAUUUGUACCAUCUCUUUAAUAGAAAUAGGAUCUG